AUGCCGUGGGAACGGCGAGGAUCCGGCGGAAUUUUAAAUCUGCUGUGGUCCCCGACGCCCAGGCUACAAAAAGACUCCCGCAUUUGGAGGUGGCCAGAACGGCGACUAUCCUUCCAGCUCCAGCUUCAUGCCGAGGCUGUCAAACCAAGUAAACUAGUUGGGCUUCGUCCCACCCUCUAUGCCCCUAGCCGUCUCGCGCCUGAGAAGAAGGAAUCGCAGGGAGCUCAGGCACAGUCAUCGAAUCCUUACGCGCGACGGUUUGCACGCGAAGGAUCUAUGCACAAUCUCGACCGGUUUUAA
Coccidioides immitis RS is the source of this 300-nucleotide messenger RNA. RefSeq lists its product as uncharacterized. The transcript has 2 exons. The record is from RefSeq and is a predicted model, not a curated record. Lineage: Eukaryota; Fungi; Ascomycota; Eurotiomycetes; Onygenales; Onygenaceae. The coding region runs from base 1 to 300 and encodes 99 amino acids.